CACAUGCCAGUCUUUCAAUUGCAUUCAACGUUACUUCACAAGAAAGUAGUAAAAUACCUUUAAGGCCGCGUCCGUAGCAUUAAACUGGUGGCUGGACCAACGGAAAACAAGAUGAUGUAACGAAGAAUGAACAGAAGCACCGAAGAACACAGGCUUUCCACCCGUGAGAUGGAAAAGGAGUGAAAGUGAUCACAGUGUGUGGGGAAGGUGUGUGAAGAGCGGGCCGAAAGGUUGCGUCUUACGUCUACUACACCUGUCCUCUGUGAAUAGCAAGUGAGAAAUUGAUUCGAAAUUUCCUCUUCAGUCAUGUACUCUAGAACGACCAUGUGACGACCCAGAGGCGAAGAUGCAUUUGGAGUGUAAAAAGAAAAGACUUUGACCAAAUUAACGAAGAGGUUCUCUUGUGAGUUACAAAGAGGCUGAACCUACAGCCGUCCCUCCAAAACCAAACCAAAAAAACGUCACGCACACGCACACGCACGCACACACACACACACACACAAACACCCGCACCCUAUCCACCACCCACAAGAAAUACACAUCCAAGAAUAUCCUCCCCGAUCCACUCGCCCAUAAUCCACAAUGAGCCUCGAAAGGGCGGGUCCCUCUUCCCGGUAUGUGGAUUACACGCAGUCCAGCCACAGUGGAUACCGCCCCUCGUCGGUCUCCAGCUACGAGUACCCGCCCGAGAGACCGCCCCGUCGGGAGAGGGACCGGCGGGAGCGUAGCAGAUCUAGGGACUCCUCCCGGGAGCGGUACCCCGGGGGCAGAGGGGUGUACUACAACCCGGGCAUCGAGGAGGACCGAGCCCCGAGCGACAGAGCCGAGAGCGAGUUCACCGUCAGGAACGAGGCUGUGAUCAACCCGCAGCUGGAUGAGGAGGAGCGGAGGGCGGCGUCGCGGGCGGCCUCGGAGAUCUACGCGUCGACCAGGAUGCCGCGCCCGCAGUCUGAGAUCAGCCACUACACGUACCGCAGCGGCCGCAGUGGGCGCAGCGGCCGGAGCGACGUCAUCAGCGUCAAGACGAAGACCACCCGAGGAGGGAAGCUGGUGAUGGAGACCAUGACGGCGCCGCACCCCUGCUGCCCCAACACCAAGAGCGUGUGCUGCCUGAUGGUGCUGCUGAACCUGGGCCUCCUGCUCAUCACCCUCGGCUUCGUGGUGGUGCUGCAGCUGCACGACCCGGCCUUCGUGUGGUACAUCGGCCUCUGCAUGUUGAUAUUCGGUUUCCUUGUGUUGUUCGGAUCCCUGAUCUACUGCGUCUUCGUUUGCCGUGAAGUAGAGAGGAUGAGACCGCCCCCGGGAGAGCUUUACUGGACAAACCACUGGACCAAGCAGCUCAACAUGCCUGAAAUCCAUUACACCAACACCCAGUAUAAACCUUCUGAUUAUAAAGGUUCUGAAUUCUCCUUCAAGACGGAGCCAAGUCGCAUGACAUCGAACAGUCAGCGGUACUGAGGAUCGACGUGCACAUUUUAAAAAUGUAUAUAUUUAUGAAUAUCUUUUUCUCUCUCUCCAGUUUUGCUUACCGUAAAUAUUUUCUUUCGUUUAUUUUGUUUUGAUUUGUAUUUCAACUGAAAUGCUAGUUACUUCCUUUCAUGGUCCGUUUCUUUAAACACUCUUAAAAAGGACUUAUUUAAGAAAUCGAAGCUGUAGGAAAGGAAGAAAAUAGCUUGUUAAAUGGUAAAAAAAAGGCAUUGUUUAUAUGGAAAAACAUUAUGUACGUGAUAGUACUGAAAACAUUUGGAUAUGAACAGGGAAGGAAAUAAACGAAAGAAAUGGGGCAAAAAUAAAGAAAAAAUAAUUCACAAUUCAUAAUUUUGUCACCCAAAUAAUUUUAAAAUCUUAUUUUCCACACAAUUGGGUAAAUAAUCAUUAAACGAAAUAAAACAAACGUAUACGACUGGUUGAUUAAAAAAAAUGGAAAAUAAUCUUUUAGGACUUUAGGAAGGAACUCGCAUAUAUUACAGUAUAAGGCUGGUAGGGACUAAGAGUUAGCAAGUGGAUUCUUAGUUCCUACUACUGCCUUGUUAAUAUCAGUCAUUCAAUUUCGUUUGUAUAAUUUAUCACUUUGGUAAAUAUUGGCCCAUUUAUUGCAGUAGCUUAUCUGCACUAUGAUUUGUCACACUUUUAUAGAGAGGGAAAUUUUGUUUUUCGCGAGUCAAAUGGAACACCUCACGAAAUCAGUUUCAUGUAAUUGAAUUAUACUCGUAUAGUAAUUGUUUCUGGUACAGUGAUAAAAAGCUUUAUGAAGACAUAGCUUAUAAAAAAAAUACGGCUUCAAACAUCAACUUUAAUUCCAGGGUGAAAACAGUUAGGAAAAUGAUACCAGUUGCUAGAAUAAAUCAUUUGCAACAAAAAAUGUAUAUGUGAAUGUGUAAUAUUGCAGAUGCAUGAAAGCAGUUAAGAGAUCUAUAUAUGUAUAUUUCGAAAAGGAUACAUACAUAUAUAUUUUGUACUUUGCACUUGUCCAACUAGUCAAAUAAUUGCAGAAAUUUAGCCAUUCCAAAGUUUUUACACACCAUUACAGAGGUAGUUUUGUAACAGAGUUGUAAUGAUUUAAGGGAAAUGUAUACAUUGCAGAAAUGAGUACAUGACUACAAAGAUUUACAGUCAUAGAAAUUUGUGCUCAAAUAACAAGGGUGUACAGUAUUACAGAUGGUCAAGUGUACACAUUCUUAGACAGCAGUACAUGCUAAAUUACUUGUUUGUGCCAUAUUUUACAUAAUAUUAAACAAUACCUUUAUGGCUUUACUGACUUAAGAGGUUGUGUUAUGAAUAUUCGUUUGAAUCUUAAACUUUUUGUCAUUAGAAUAUUAUUGACUGUAGCGAUAACUUUUCGCACUGGAAUACUUUUUUGAGUUAAGGAAUAAUUUUCAUUUCAUCUUUUUUUAUUAUUAAAUAGUGAUUGUAUAUGUAAAAUUUGUGUUUUAAACGUGUAUCCAGUGAUUUGAUGUAUAUUAUUUUCAUGAAGUAAUAUAUCUGAAGUAAUUUGCUACUCUCUGGAAAACGUUACUGUUAUUCUGUGUUUAUGUUACUGUUUCAUACUAAUUAUUUCUAGUAAACAGCUGGUAGUCUUUUAAUUUUUUUGAAGUCAUUUUCUUACUAUAUGCAUUAAUUCCAUAUUGUAAUAUUUUUUUCACAGAGAUAACUAUAUUCCUUUUUUGAAACAAUGUUUCUCUUGAACUAACCCACUUUCAUAAGUACAGGAUUUUCGUAAUAUAUUGAUUUUAGGUCACCGAUGCAUUUCCACAAUAUCAAAACACAAUAGCACAUCGUAUAGAUUUAUCUUUUUCUACUUUUUUAUGGAUUUGAAAACAAACAUUUAAUAGUCACAUUUUACUGGCAUUGCAUACAUGUAUUUUAUUGUGUUUAUAUAUAUA
Penaeus indicus is the source of this 3383-nucleotide messenger RNA. RefSeq lists its product as uncharacterized. The record is from RefSeq and is a predicted model, not a curated record. Lineage: Eukaryota; Metazoa; Arthropoda; Malacostraca; Decapoda; Penaeidae. The transcript has 6 exons. Bases 583 to 1458 code for a protein of 291 amino acids.